GGAGGGUGGUGCUUGGGAAAAAACAGGAACCAGAAUCAGUUUCUCAUUGCAGGGCAAACGCUCUGAGUUCCGGUGAAGGGAAAAGAGACGUGGCGAAAUUGCUGUCUUUCUGUCUUAUAAGCACAUCUCUCACUAAUACAGAAAAGGAACCAAGACUUCUGAAAGGGUGAAGACGCUCUCACAGUAUCUUUAGAGACCUUGCUCGACACCUUCCCUACCCCCCACCCAACAGCCCGACCUGUUCUUCUAAAUGGGAGAUUAUGGAUUUGCAUUGCAAUUGGCUAGUAGCGGUGGCGAUGGAUUUUCGCAAGUGAAACACCCGCCCACUUCAGCGAGGGACAUUCAUGAUCACAUUGACAAUAACGCGUCUCUCUUUUUUCCCGUUUCAGCUGCGCAAACCAUGCAGGAUGAUUUACUGAUGGACAAAAGCAAAACCCAGCCCCAGCCCCAGCAGCAGCAGCGGCAGCAGCAGCAGCAGCCCCAACCUGAGUCCAGCAUAUCCGAAACCCCGUCCACACCCCACUCCUCAGAGACCCCCAAGCCGGAGGAAAACAGCGCAGUGCCGGCCCUCAGCCCAGCCGCUGCCCCGCCGGCCCCCAACGGCUCGGACAAGAUGCAGAUGGAAUCACCGCUCCUGCCAGGCUUGAGUUUCCAUCAGCCCCCUCAGCAGCCGCCGCCGCCUCAGGAGCCCGCGGCGCCGGGCGCGUCGCUGUCGCCGUCCUUCGGCAGCACCUGGUCCACGGGCACCACGAACGCGGUAGAGGACAGCUUCUUCCAGGGGAUCACCCCAGUCAACGGGACCAUGCUCUUCCAGAACUUCCCGCACCAUGUCAACCCAGUCUUCGGAGGCACUUUCUCCCCGCAGAUCGGCCUGGCGCAGACCCAGCACCACCAGCAGCCGCCGCCGCCUGCACCCGCGCCGCAGCCGGCACAGCCGGCUCAGCCCCCGCAGGCGCAGCCCCCGCAGCAGCGCCGCUCGCCCGCCAGCCCCAGCCAGGCGCCCUACGCGCAGAGGAGCGCCGCCGCGGCGUACGGCCACCAGCCCAUCAUGACCAGCAAGCCGUCCUCGUCUUCGGCGGUUGCAGCCGCUGCUGCCGCAGCCGCCGCCUCGUCGGCCUCGUCCAGCUGGAACACGCACCAAAGCGUGAAUGCAGCCUGGAGCGCACCAUCCAACCCCUGGGGCGGCCUGCAGGCGGGCCGGGACCCUCGCCGGGCGGUCGGUGUGGGCGUGGGUGUGGGUGUCGGGGUGCCUUCCCCGCUCAAUCCCAUCUCGCCACUCAAAAAGCCCUUCUCCAGCAACGUGAUCGCGCCGCCCAAGUUCCCUCGCGCGGCGCCGCUCACUUCUAAGUCCUGGAUGGAGGAUAACGCUUUCCGGACCGAUAAUGGUAACAAUCUGUUGCCAUUUCAGGACCGGAGUAGGCCCUAUGAUACUUUUAACUUGCACUCGUUGGAGAACUCCUUAAUGGAUAUGAUAAGGACUGAUCAUGAGCCUCUGAAAGGUAAACACUACCCUCCCAGUGGCCCACCAAUGAGUUUCGCUGAUAUAAUGUGGAGGAAUCAUUUUGCAGGACGCAUGGGGAUAAAUUUCCAUCAUCCAGGAACAGAUAAUAUUAUGGCACUUAACAGUCGAUCUUCUCUCUUUCCCUUUGAAGAUGCCUUCCUGGACGACAGCCAUGGCGAUCAGGCCUUGUCAUCUGGCUUAAGUUCUCCCACUCGCUGUCAAAAUGGGGAGCGAGUAGAACGCUACUCUAGAAAGGUGUUUGUUGGAGGCCUUCCUCCUGAUAUUGAUGAAGAUGAGAUCACUGCCAGCUUUCGCAGGUUUGGACCUCUCGUGGUAGACUGGCCUCACAAAGCUGAAAGCAAGUCGUAUUUUCCUCCCAAAGGCUAUGCCUUUCUGCUGUUCCAGGAGGAAAGCUCAGUACAAGCUUUGAUAGAUGCCUGCCUGGAAGAAGAUGGGAAACUGUACCUGUGUGUGUCAAGCCCCACCAUCAAGGAUAAGCCAGUGCAAAUUCGACCAUGGAACCUAAGUGACAGUGACUUUGUAAUGGAUGGUUCUCAGCCUUUGGACCCCAGAAAAACUAUCUUUGUUGGGGGAGUUCCACGACCCCUUCGAGCUGUUGAACUGGCAAUGAUCAUGGACCGUUUGUACGGUGGUGUCUGCUAUGCUGGCAUUGAUACGGACCCAGAGCUGAAGUACCCCAAAGGUGCUGGCCGCGUGGCAUUCUCCAAUCAGCAGAGUUACAUUGCAGCCAUCAGUGCUCGUUUUGUGCAGCUUCAGCACAAUGACAUUGACAAACGGGUUGAAGUAAAGCCAUAUGUGCUGGAUGAUCAGAUGUGUGAUGAGUGCCAGGGCACACGCUGUGGUGGGAAGUUUGCCCCGUUCUUCUGUGCCAACGUCACCUGUCUGCAGUAUUACUGUGAAUACUGCUGGGCGAGCAUACAUUCCCGAGCCGGGCGGGAGUUCCACAAACCGCUGGUGAAGGAGGGAGGCGACCGCCCUCGUCACGUCCCGUUCCGCUGGAGCUGAGCCACGGCCGACCCAGCCACAGUACUGGAGUAGAUAACAAGGAGGGGAGAGAGAGGGCACUGCCUCAGGGCUUACAGUGUUCUGGAAAUCUGUGCAUUCGUUCUCGAUUUUUAAAGAAGAAUUGGGUCUUUUUAUUAUUAUUAUUAAUUAUUAUUAUUAUUUACAGUCAUAUUACUGAACUCAGUGUCCAGUAUAAUGCAGAAUUGCAGAGUGUAGAAUGGUACUGAUUUGCACUUUGAUUCACACCUUUGUCUGCUUGGUACCUUAAUUUUUUAUACCUGAUUUGUCACUCGUGACAGUAUGUAGGCUGCCAUUCUCAGUAGCGGCCGUCAGGCUACUGUCUGUGAUUCUUUUGUUUGUUGCUGUGGUGGUGUUGUUCUGAUUGUUUUGAACUGGAGCAUGCACUUAUUUUCAGAAACUUAGAGAGUUGCCCCUAGAACAAGACUUACCAAAGGUAAUACUCGUGAGUAGGUGGCAGAUGUAGCAAAAACUUCACAACAAUUCAGCAAUCAUUAGUUCGGGUCACUUAGAGUAAGGAUAACCCUUCAUGAAAAUAAGCCUUUAGUUGCUCUCUAUUUUGACUUGUAAGGAUACCUCAUAAGCUGGAUCUUUUAUUUUUCCUUCAUGUUUGAUUUUUGUUUUGCCGAGGAUUUUGGUUAGAUCUUUUAGUAUUAUGUAAAUUUAUGCUGCAAUAGCUUUUGCUGCUAUUAAAAUGGUAUUAUUAAUACCAUAAUACUCUAUUCAGGCUAAGAUAUCAAUUAAACACAAAAACCCAACAACACACUUUUGUGAUUUUAGGGAUAGAGUCAGCUGCCGAAAGGAGAUCAGAAUAGACUUCAGAAAGCUUUGGUGGAAGGUCACUAUUUCUGACUGCAUGUUUACUUAAUCAGGUUGCUGCAUGCAAUAAAUUUUAUAUCCAAUGUCUAGUAUAAAACGUUCCCACAAUGCACAAAUUAAGAAUCUAUAUAAGCUAUAAAAUACUCAUUUUUUUAAAAAAGUUUUUUUCAUUCAAAGAAUUGGUAAUUGACCAGAGGAAGGCAUGCCUCAGUAAAUGGAAUGCUCUGAAUGAGAAGAGCCCAUAACAGAAUGACCUAUAUUACAACCGAUAUAAAACCUAGGUGUAGGAUAUUCUUCAAGCAAAUUUGUGGAUGGUAGAUGAAGUACUUUGCGGUGCUCUGUUAUAUAUUGUGCAAUUUAUUUUAUAUAGUAAAGUGAUUAUGUCUAACUGUGAUCAAACUUAACUGUUUAAAGCCUCUGUCAGACAUUAACGAACUUGACAGUUCAUAACUGGUAUAUUAUAAACUAACACAUGAGCUCUUAGUUACAAUCUCUUAGUGCUUGCACCAUUUUACAUAGCUUCAGACCUUGUCCAGAAAACCAAAGAGCUCAUCUUAGCUUACAAACACUAAGAAUAUAUACAGGAUAUAGAGAUAAGUUGUCAGAUUGACAAACUAGGCACAUUUUUAAGAAAGUUGUGUAAUGGUGAUGCUAAAGAAAUGUCUGUACAAAAUAAGAUGGCCUGGGCAGAGUUGGUUGUCUGGGUGAGAAACUAACUACUUAAUUCCCUGGAUUAAUCCUGUUAAGCUUGAGUAGAAUGAAGGCCUGCUGGCACUAGCGUGGUCUAGAAUGGAGGCCUGCUAGCCAUAGCGUGUGGUCUAGAAUGGAGGCCUGCUAGCCAUAGCGUGGUCUAGAAUGGAGGCCUGCUAGCACUAGCGUGGUCUAGAAUGGAGGCCUGCUAGCCAUAGCGUGGUCUAGAAUGGAGGCCUGCUAGCCCUAGCGUGGUCUAGAAUGGAGGCCUGCUAGCCAUAGCGUGGUCUAGAAUGGAGGCCUGCUAGCCAUAGCGUGGUCUAGAAUGGAGGCCUGCUAGCCAUAGCGUGUGGUCUAGAAUGGAGGCCUGCUAGCCCUAGCGUGGUCUAGAAUGGAGGCCUGCUAGCACUAGCGUGGUCUAGAAUGGAGGCCUGCUAGCCAUAGCGUGUGGUCUAGAAUGGAGGCCUGCUAGCACUAGCGUGGUCUAGAAUGGAGGCCUGCUAGCCCUAGCGUGGUCUAGAAUGGAGGCCUGCUAGCACUAGCGUGGACAUUUUUCUAGCAUUCACCCUUGGGCUGCAGAUAGUAAUAUAUAAACACACACAAUGAUUGCAAGACUAUGUAAAUCUUUUUUUAAUCUUCUUCCUAUGUUUUGGAAUUCUGGGGACAAUCUGACUGGAUAUGACACUGCAGAAUAGAUUUAAGUCGCUGUGUUUUCUGUGCUGUGAUGUCCUUGUACUGUCUUAAGUUAGUGUUGCUUUUGUUUUGUUCUCCCAUGUUUAGUUGCAAUUACUGACUCUCAAGCUAUAGUUUGUUUUCAAAAAGGAAAAACAAAAUAGUUUUUUACUGGAUUAAAAAUGCUUAUUUUAGAAUCCUCCCCUUUUUGAGGCUUUUUGGUAAUAAUUGCUUUUUUCCAGCCCAGGUGUGGUUUUGUUUGUUUUUUUUCUAUGUUUGUGGGGUUUUUUUUCAUCUGUACAAGAAAUUUUGUUAUGCACUACUACUUUUUGUAUUCUAGACAGUUUUCAAAAGUUGGCAGAUUUUUUUUUUUUGUUUUUAAGGAAAAAGGCAUGCUUUCUGACUGACAUGAUCUUUUGCAAUACCUCAAUUUUGAAAUAUAGGAAAGAAAAUGAUAUUUUCUAAGUAAGUUUAUUCAGAAAAAUAUAUAUUAAUUUAAUUCUGCAAGAAAAUGAUUUAACAGAUGGGUAACUUUAUUUUUUUCAUGCUUAUUUGUGUUUUUUGAAAAUGAAGAAGUUAGAGCUUUAUAACUAUAAAAGAUCAUAUCUAACCUACAGAAAUCUACCUAAUUAUGUGAAAGAAGCAAAACUUUUUGAAGAAGCACCCCUCUUUCAUGUAUUAAAAUAACACUGAGAUUUUUUAAAAAGCUGGAAGAUUGUACAGCAUAAAGCUAAAGUGAAGACAAAAAACAUUGUCCUGAAGAAUAGGUUACAAAAAAUAAACUCCAUUUGGUGCUGAACGUUGUGAAUAGAUGGUGGAAACUACUUUCCCUUAAUUUGUAUAUUUCUAAUCAAGCGUUGAUUGUGCGCGACUGACCAGGAUUGUGAAAGAGUUCUUCUGUUUGUAUUUUUUUAAAGAGAACUUUUUUAGUUUAUUAAAUUAUAACAUGUUCCCUUUUGUUUUGUAAAUAAAUGUGCCCCCAAGUUGUUAAUGUUAUAUUAAAAGAGAGGGUCCUUCAAAAAAAUUAUUUUUUAAAACACAGAGGUGUUCUGACCUGCAACUUGACUGGGAAGCCCCUGGGUAACACAGGUCCUGCUGUGGCCUUUCCUUGGUGUGACACUUGAACUAGUCGAUUUUUUGAAGGCUAUAACUUAACCUCGACUAUUUGUUGUUAUGUGCAAUACUGUUUGUACUGUUUGUAUAAAAAAUAGAAAAAAAAGAAAAGAAAAAAGGCAUAAAUCUUUAUUGCAGAUUUAUUUUCAUUGCAAACUUUAGACAUUGUGAUUCACUGAAAUCAUUUUUCUACUGUCAAAUAUGUACCUUUUCUUCAUGCUGGUAUUUUUUCAAUAGUAAUGUAGCCUUUGUACUGAGACAAAUUUUCAUUGUUAUUUUUAGAAAGAUUUUUUGCUAAGAAAAAAAUUAAACAUAUUUACAUAUUUUUCAUUUUAUUUCGUAUUUUCUUUAAGGAGUGCUUUCUCAAUCAUUAAUAGAGUUGUUUCUGGGAGGGACUUUCAUAUCUGGUCAAUGUCAUAAUAUUAUUUUGUAUUUUUAUUGGAAUAAAUUAAUUUUAUGAUGCUAAUUCUUUAAAAGUUUAUUUUUUUCAUUUUCAGUUAUUUUUGAAGCUAAAACCUUUGUAAUAUUGUUACUAAAGUGUCUAGUUUUUUGAAAUGCAAAGCUUUAUGUAUUAACUUGCUGAUGUGGUUUACAAUAGUGUGACAACGAUGAAAAUGGUUGGUUAUGUAAAGUGAUUGGAAAUGUAACGGAUAAUUGGGUAAUAAAAUGACAGAAUGAGCAGAACAUGUGAGAUUUUGAGAAGCCUUUUCCUUUAUCACAGUGGUUUAGUGUAAGACUAGGGAUGUCACAGUGCAGUUCUCUAGGGAUGUCACGGUGGAUUUAUACAACACCAGGUGCAGCCAAACCUGUGGCCCUGAGAAUGAAGUCACCCCAACCGGAAUACCACCGGGUUUCAAAUCUGGCUAAGUCAACAGAAUGUUUCAUUGCUUUUUCCCUCUAACUCUUCAUUAUGUCGUGUGUGUGUGUGUGUGUGUGUGUGUGUGUGAGAGAGAGAGAGAGAGAAAAAGAGAGAACCUGCCACCAACUGCUGUCCUUGUGUGAGACAGUGCCUUUCUCCCAGGCCGAAUCUUUUAUGUGCACUGACAGUGGUGAUGUCUGAGUCAUACAGGAAGUUGCUAAGAGGACACCGCCUUCGUGGUGUACUGCAGACCUCACCUGCAGGGUCUCACUCGUGCUGCCUCCCUGUAAGGCUCAGUUGGUGGCACUGAAGAAGCACACUCGGAUGUCACCACUGUCUGUGGACCCUGACUAUGUGUCGGGUUGCAUCUUCCUCCAUACCCACGCCUGCUUCCUGUUCUGGUGCCCCUUGUUUGCCUUUCAUUGUGGCAACUGCGUGCAUGAUCUGUCUGCCUUUCUGCUGCUGCUUUUCCGACACCCUCCUCACCUGGAAGCUGUGCAGUUAAGGCACAGUCAUUAAUGUGUCAUUGCAAUAGCACCUACAGUCAAAGCAAAAACUACAACUGCAAAACUGGUGUUGGCGUAAACAGAACAGCCAAUGACUUGCUCCAGAUAGAUGAUAUGUUUCUACUAGUGGUUGAUGGCCUCUUUCAGCUCCAUCGCUGUGGAGAUGAGGUUCAUCAAUAACUCAGAGAAACUUGUGUCCAGAGUUGGUCUUGGGUAUGCUCUAUGUAUUCAGUUUUGUAAAUAAUAUAUAGAUUAGAUCAAGUUGUGAUGUAAAAUUUUAACUCAAAUUGGGUACUACUGGUUGGAAUUUUACAUUAACUACAAAUAAAUGAUUAGGAACAGAAGAAAAGAAAUCGGAAAAUUCUUGCUUAGUGGUAUAAAGAUUAUGCUUAGAUUUCUGCCUAUAUCUUGUGUUUUAUAGCUUGUUAGUGAGGCAUGGGCUAAUGCAGAAUGUACUGCAUUUAUGCAAUUAGCGAAUAACUGCUAGUUUUCAUUUUAUCUAUUAUAUUAGCAACAAAAUGGCAUUUAACUGGGUAAAGCUCCUACCUAAAUAUUUGAGUAUUGUGACAUCUCUACUUGCAAGGUUUGAGUGAAAGAUUAGUCACAGAUUAGUGAAAAAAAUGUAUCUUUUUGUUAAAAAUGGCUUAUUUGAAUGGAUUGUUGCUUUUCACUAGCUUGUAUGGUAUGUCAGCUAACAUUUCUUUGUUUUUUUUUUUCUUUUAUAAUAACUAAACUUCUCUAUCUCAGCUGCAAUAGUGUUCCAUCUUACCACAGAGUGUUUUAUAAUUAAUGCUGUUGACUUUAUACCCCAAAAUGGGUCAAGAAGUGGCUAUAUGAUUCGGGGAUGUUUAAAUUUGUAUGAUGACAAAGUUAAUUGCAACAAGUAGAAAACUUGGGUGCUAAUACAGGAUAACUUAGGCUCUUUUUCUUACCUGGAUAUAGUUCUGUGGGGUAUAAAGUAUUAGGUAUUUGUAUUUUUGCUGCCAAAAUAAUGGACUUAACUUUUAGAGUGUUCACAGCUAAGAUCUCUGUAUUUGUUUUUCAACUAACAACUAAUUUUAAAUGUAUUGUAUCUUUUAUUACCUGUUCUCUUAGAUUGUUUUUUGCUAGUAACCCUUACUCAGCUUCUGCCUUUGGGGCUUGGACUAAUAUUGCUUGUAUGGAACUACAGUACUGUGACUAAACAUGGAGCUCAAUGCAGCUACUGCUUACAACUGCUUAAACUUUGUAGUUUGGACUUCAUUUUUUUCUGUAAUAACAACUUAUUAAAUCUAGUUGUAUGAAGUA
Molecule: messenger RNA, 8491 nt
Organism: Rhinopithecus roxellana (golden snub-nosed monkey)
Lineage: Eukaryota; Metazoa; Chordata; Mammalia; Primates; Cercopithecidae
Gene: CPEB3
Product: cytoplasmic polyadenylation element binding protein 3
Exons: 9
Coding region: 251-2527 (758 amino acids)
Biological process (GO): negative regulation of cytoplasmic translation
Cellular component (GO): nucleus; synapse; neuron projection
Molecular function (GO): mRNA regulatory element binding translation repressor activity; translation factor activity, RNA binding; mRNA 3'-UTR binding
Source: RefSeq, a predicted model, not a curated record